AUGUCUGAAGAAGAGGUAAAACGAUUACUCAAAUUGGUGGAGGAGUCAUUGAACGAAACUUCUAUAACCAUCAAACUAACAAAAAAAAGGAUAACUGAAAUCCCUAUCGAAGUUAUAAAUUAUGCAAUUAACUAUAAUGUUGACAGGUUGUCAAUCGAAAUCAAUCAAUUGUCAAAACUUCCAAAAGAAAUGUCUAAUUUCACACAUUUAAGAUAUCUUAAUCUUUCUCAAAAUGCUUUUAUAGAAUUUCCAGAAGCACUUUGUUCAAUGCCAAGUUUAAAAAUUUUGGAUAUUAGUAAAAAUAAAAUUUGUAAAUUACCUCAAGAUUUUGGAAAAUUGAUGACAUUACAGUUACUGAAAAUUUCAAAAAAUCAAAUAAAAAGAUUACCAAAAUAUAUUGCUGAUAUGAAGGAUUUGCAAUAUUUAAAAAUUGAUUUCAAUCCAAUUAAAUUUCCACCAAAAAGUAUUCAUGUGAUUCCAAAAGGUGAAGAUAAAGAUGUCAUGUUACCUUGGUUAGAAAAUCUAAAGGAAUACCUUAGACAAAAUUCAGAUGAGUCGGAUGAGAUCAAAAAUAGCAGUAGUGAUGAAGAAGUGGAUUGUCAGUUUGAUUCACAAAAUAAUAAUAAACAAUUAAAAAAAGCAACUUCAGUUGAUACCAUUAAUUACCUAUCAUCUAAUGUUAACACAAGACAAAUAGUUGAUAUUGGUGGUGGAUCCUCAUCAUCUUUAAAAACAAUCAAAGAAAGUGAUCAGCCCAUCACAAAACAAGAGAAAAGACGUCUUAAUCCAAAAUUAAGUUUGGAUUUGCCAUUUGCUCAUCGUAACCGAAGUCAUAGCAAUGAUUUUGAUGCAACAUUAGCAAUUUUUAGAAGUAAAUUCGUUCAUAAACAUUCAAAAAGUGCAUCUUCAGAUUCAAUAAGUUCAACACAAAGCCAAAGUGGCAUUGCUGAAGAGAAACAAAGUGAUUAUUAUUUCCAAAAACUUAGGGCACUUCUUCCAGCAGAAAAUCUUCCAAUGAGUGACAUCUCACUAAGAGAAGCUAGUCGAAAUAUUUUGUAUGCAUUUUCACAAGUACAUAAAGCAAUUCGUCAGUUUGCAAUUGUUACUGGGAGUGAAAAAAUAUUUAUGAAUGAUCUUAACAAAGCAGCAAAACUGAUUGGACAGUUGAGUACAGCAUUACAAAUAUAUGAUGACUUUGCAUUACAGACACCUGAUGCAGAUCAUUGUAUUAAAUUGCUUACUACAUGUCAAGAGAAUAUAUCUAGUUUUAAGUUAUUAAUGGAACUUUUGAAUAAACAACUCAAAUCACUUACACAAUCUCCUGAAAAUAUGAGAUAUUCUCGUACACUUCUAUUGAUGCUUCAUGGAGCAGUUGCAGAUAUCAAAUUUGCAUGGGAAUUGAUAUUUCCAUUAUUAAAUGCUCAGACGCCUUACACUGGAAUGUCUACCCCCUUUAGAUCAAAAUCUAUGACAAGAUCAAAUAGUAGUAAUAUUGCUAAUGUUGCACCAUAUUCAGCAAGUGCAGCUUCAUCAUAUUUUUCAUCAUCAUCUUAUAGUUUAAAUACACCUACAAGUGCGGGAUCAGGGCCACAUUCAGCAGGACUGCAUAAUAACUUAAACACGGACUUUUUAUUUUCAAUAGCUAUAUUUAAUCAACUUCUUUCACAAGUGGAAGUUGCAAUUAAAGCUGUAGAAAAUGUUAUAAAAUGUUUAUCAGAUAAUGUGGAGGAUGUUUUAGAACCUACUAAUGAAGAUCAGAUGAAAUCCUCAUCAUCUAUUAAGGAUAAAAUGAAUGAAUUGGUUAAAGAUGCAAAUGAAGUCACCAUACUCUUAAAAAAAUCUUUAUUAUCAGCAAAAUCAUCCACCAAUAAUAAAGAUGAUCCAUCCAUACAACUUAAAGUUUAUGAUGAUACACUGGUUUUUCUUCAGACAACAAUUAAAUUAUGUGAAUUUGCAAAGGAAGUCUCACACAAAUGGCAAUUGAACAGUAAAGUUAAAUCAGGGUUAAGUCAUGUGAUGAAAUCUUAUACUGAAUUAACAGGUUUAUUAAAUAAAAAUCAAGUAUUGUUGGAUAUUCAAAUAUGUAACGGGAAUGACGUUUGUUCCUUAUGGGAACCUGGGUAUUGGAGAAAUAGCGAUUUGCAAAGAGAACAUAUUUUUCAUAAUGUAAAAAGUGUAAACGUUCCUUUGGGUAUGAUUGUAGUUUUAAUAACUCACUCGGACAAACGAUUAAUAAUGCCAUAUGGUUUUUCUGAAUGUAAAGAACGAGAUAUUUGUUCAUUUGUGGCUCGUUUAGAUAUUUCAGCUAAUCUUAGACUUGCUUUAGAUCAAAUUUCUAAAUAUAUUGAAAAUAAUUCAACAAAUGAAAUAAUUCAUUUUCAUAAAGCAAAAUCACAUUUUCCAAAGAAUGUUAUCACACUAGUAUCACAAUUUUCGGCAAAUCGACUAACACGAUUCGAACAAGCAAUAUCGGUUUGGCCCGGUCCAAUCUCUGUCGUAUUAUAUCUGUUAGAUCCCGAAGAUGUAAACCAAUUAGUUAAAUAUUUUGAAAUGGACAAAAAUUUAUAUCUUUAUAAUAGAAUUAGCAUGACCAUAAUCAAACCAAAUUAUUUAUCAGACAAUUAUUUAAAAUAUCCGAUUAAUAAAUUACGGAAUAUUGGCAUUAAAACUGCACCAUCAAACUACAUAUUUGUAAUGGAUGCUGAUUUUGUUCCAACAAGAAAUUUAUAUCAUUUCUCAAUGGAAAAUCUAAUUCCAAUACUAGAAUCACCACCUAACAAUAAUAACGACAAUAACAACAAUAGAUAUUAUCAAAAACCAACAGCAUUUGUAGUACCAUGUGUUGCGAUACAUGAAAAUUAUUUUGGUAAAUUUCCAAAUACAAUAUCAGAAUUGAGAGAUUUAUAUAAUAAAGGUAUAGCUUACAUAACUGAUCCUUUUGCUGGCCACGGUCCAACUGGUACACAAAUUCUAUUAUCACAUCAAUUAUACAAUUCAAACCCUUUCUAUGAAAUAUGUUAUGAAUCACAAUGGGAACCUUACUACAUUAUAUCAAAAUCAUCGCCAUACUAUGAUGAACGAUUUGAGAAUCAAGGCGGUGACAAACAACAACAUGCAUUAUCAUUGAACGCAUUAGGUUACAGAUUUUUGGUUUUGAAAGAUCAUUUUAUUUAUCAUAUGGAUCAUAGGAAAUUGGUUUGGGCUGAUGGUGGCCUAGAGAAAAAUCAGAAACUUCUAAAAGAUUUCACUUAUUUUGAUCAUUAUAUACCAGAGAUGCAGCGUAUUUUUGGUAAUAAUGUUAGAUGGCCAAGAGGUUGCUCUCAUCCUUUUGUAAAAGAACAAUUUAGAGAUUUAAUGGGAAUUGGAUUAAAUUAA
Molecule: messenger RNA, 3375 nt
Organism: Entrophospora sp. SA101
Lineage: Eukaryota; Fungi; Glomeromycota; Glomeromycetes; Entrophosporales; Entrophosporaceae
Source: the annotation of a GenBank genome assembly